This is a messenger RNA of Adineta ricciae, 483 nucleotides long. NCBI's taxonomy places the organism in Eukaryota, Metazoa, Rotifera, Eurotatoria, Adinetida, Adinetidae. The record is from the annotation of a GenBank genome assembly.
AUGGCUCACACAGAUUCAAUCAUCACAAUCGACGGCAAUUCGGGUGAAACUACCAGGAGUAUUGAUAUUUUUUGUGCAUUAGUCGACGAAAAUAUCUCCCUAUCAACAGCAUAUAUCAAGCAAAUGAAAAAAGUAGGGAUUCUGGACGAGUUUCUAGCUAUUGUCAAACAUGAAUCCAAACGAAAUCAACAACUCACCAGUGUUUUAGCCAAAUUUGGAAUUAAAAUCGAUCCACAGUUUUAUCGACAACUCAUACGACAUGAUUUAUUGACACCUCUAGUGGAAGCAGUGAAAGAAAUUCAUUAUGAUAAGCAAGUCAAAGAGCUCGGCAGUUUAAAACGAUCCUACGAUGAAAGUGAUGCAAAUGGCAAUGAAGAGGAUCACUCAAGUAAACAAUUAAAACUUACUCAAGAAUAUCUGACUGAUCCUAUACCUGAACUGUUUUCACUUCCUUCACUAAAUAAUAAUGAAGAUGAUGAAUAA